AUGUCUGACCGCAACCUGAAGAAACCAGGUAAGCCUGCGUCCAGCGCGUUUAACUUUGCCUGGUCUGAGUCCGACCCAGAACUCUCCGAGCCGCCCCUUGUGCAAGCGCUUCAUAUCGCCCUCGCCAGCUCCAUCUCGCAUGGAUCCCUUGCCGACGUAGAAAUAUACUUGUUCAGUCGACGGCUACGAUCAGGAGGCGUAGGCAAACCGCGUGCGGUGCACGCCAAUAGUCGCAUACUGAAAGCAGCCUCGCCCUAUUUCCAGGGAUUGCUGGCGGGUGGAUUUUCUGAGAGCAUCAAUGUCGCUGCUCGCGAUUCAGGGAAAUUUCCGGCCCUUGAAAAGCCAUACACUGAUUGCUAUGGCUACGACGACGACAGUGACUUAGAGGACAUCGAUGAUGAUGGUGAUGACGAUAACUCGGAAGGAAUACAAAAACUUGGCCUGAAUGAAGGAAUACUACCUGACGCAUCAACGGACCACCUAUUGGGCAGCGGCAUCCAGCCAGAAAAGCUUGAGGAGCCAGAUUCCGUGGGCGUAGCCUACGGCAGUACUUCUACGGUGCAAACGAGGAAGGGCUCCAGCAGCCAUAACAUGCGAAAAAUUGUCAUCAAAGAUUCUGCUUUCGUGACCUGGCAGUGGGUCGUGCUUUACUUAUACACAGGGCAUAUUGCCUUCGCACCCUUAACAUCUCAGGGUGCGGAAAAACGACAGAUUGAACGAGAGCAGUACCACUCGCUGAAUCCUGAAUACCCUCAUCCAUGUUCCCCGAAGUCAAUGUACCGACUGGCGGACAUGCUGGGUCUGGACACUCUUAAGCAGCUCGCAUUGAAUAAUAUCGAAUCCAAACUUUUUAUGAAUAACAUUUAUGAAGAGAUAUUCUCUACCUUCUCGGCGAGGUAUACUGCCAUUCUAGACUUGGAGAUUCGGUUCUUCGACAAUUGGGUAUAUUGGAACAGCCCAACUUUCCCAGAAUUCGAGAGAAAGCUACAGGCUCUCGCGGCAGGUCAACUGCCUCACACGGUCCCCGCAUUAGCGUCUUUAUUUAAAAUCUGCAUGGCUCAUAAAGGAGGCUAUUGCAAAACUCCGGAGCCGUUUGAUUUUGGUCUCGCCACUACUGCUACUCUCAGUCCCGCUGCUGAGAAGCAUAAUAAGCACGGCAAACCUUGA
Molecule: messenger RNA, 1167 nt
Organism: Fibroporia radiculosa
Lineage: Eukaryota; Fungi; Basidiomycota; Agaricomycetes; Polyporales; Fibroporiaceae
Exons: 6
Coding region: 1-1167 (388 amino acids)
Biological process (GO): regulation of proteolysis; proteasome-mediated ubiquitin-dependent protein catabolic process
Cellular component (GO): cytoplasm
Molecular function (GO): ubiquitin protein ligase binding
Source: RefSeq, a predicted model, not a curated record